Messenger RNA from Procambarus clarkii (red swamp crayfish), 357 nucleotides. The record is from RefSeq and is a predicted model, not a curated record. NCBI's taxonomy places the organism in Eukaryota, Metazoa, Arthropoda, Malacostraca, Decapoda, Cambaridae.
AUGGUGUUGGAGGUUCAGGUUGUGACUGACUGUCCACAGCCGAGGUCCGAAUUUAUAUACCCAGCCUUCACAAUGGUGUUUGCUGUGCUGUCCGUCUUCCUCCUUGUGGCCUCAGCCAUGGCCAGCCCCAUGCCCGAGCCUGGCUAUCGUCGCCAUGGUGGCUAUGGUGGUGGUUAUGGCGGAUAUGGUGGUGGUUAUGGCGGAUAUGGUGGUGGUUAUGGCGGAUAUGGUGGUGGUUAUGGCGGAUAUGGUGGCGGCUAUGGCUACGGAGGUGGAUAUGGCGGCUAUGGUAGAGGUUAUGGCGGAUAUGGUGGUGGAUAUGGCGGUGGACACGGUGGCUAUGGAUAUGGAAGAUAA